Penicillium salamii is the source of this 507-nucleotide messenger RNA. The record is from the annotation of a GenBank genome assembly. NCBI's taxonomy places the organism in Eukaryota, Fungi, Ascomycota, Eurotiomycetes, Eurotiales, Aspergillaceae.
AUGUCAUUUGAUUCCAAUAUGCCCCAAAGGCCUGGUAUCACCACGGCCAGUGAAGCCUGUGCCAAACAUCUCGCGCGCCGUCGAGGAUUUCAAAUUCCUCCUCGCGCCGGCCACGAGCCUCCUUUCAUUCCGGACGAUGCUCCAGACGUCUAUGAGGCGAUUCUGCUCGGCCCCGGCGAGAACAAGAUCGACGUUGAAGUCGACACUCGCCUGCCCUCUGCUUGUAUCUUCACUUUCCACAAGGAAGACCACACUUUGGGCAACAUGCUCCGCACCCGUCUCCUGAAGACUGCUCAUGUCAUUUUCGCCGCCUACCGCGUCCCUCACCCCCUCACCCCUGAAUUCCAGCUGCGGGUUCAGACCGAUGGUGAGAUUACUCCUCGCCAGGCAGUCAUCAAUGCGUCCCAAGCUCUCAUCAAGGAUCUUGGUACUCUGUCCCGCGAGUUCACCAAGGAGUACGAGCUUCGCAAGAUGGCCAAUGCCGCCAACGCACAACACACCGAGUAA